AUGCAACAACGACCAUUGACUAUUUUUGUUGUAAUCGUUACAAUUACUUAUGCAGCACAAAUCAUUCAUUUUGAUGCUAAAAUGUAUACACCAUCUUUUCUUGGUCCGCUCAGUGUUUUUGCUGAUCAGGUUUACUUAUGGGUCGAAACAAAAGAUUGUCCACCAUCAUCGUGUAAAUGUGAAGUAAAAACGAAUGUUACCAGUAAUAAUGUGUACCGUGUGAUAUUUUCCAAUGCAGUACCAAGUUCAGGGAAGAUUGAAAUUAGGAAUCUUCAACAAAAUACAUUAUAUUCAUUUACUCUAAGUUGUGUUGGAAUUAAUGAGACCAUCACACGUCACAUUCGAACGGAUUAUGGUUUCCCAUCAGUACCACAAAAUAUCACAGUUAAGCUGAAUUCUAAACAUCUAACAUUAUUUUGGUCACCACCAUUAAUAAUAAUUGGACCAAUUACUAAUUAUAAAUUAACUAUUGAUCAACAACCAAUUAUAGAUAAUAUAUCCAACAGUCAAUUCUCUUAUACUAUGAUAGAAGAUUAUAUUUAUGGACAUAAACAUGUAUUUUUUCUUCAAACUUGUAGUAUAAAUCGUCAAAAUAUAAGAAAAUGUUCAGAUCCAAAUGAUGGUAUAGCUACCUUUUAUAUGCCAAUGACAACAACAUUAGCACAAGAAACAAAUACACAAAAGAGUACAUCAUGCAUUCUAUCUUAUUCAAAACUUUUUCUAAUUUUCAUUUUUUUGUUUCCUUCUAUUUAA
This is a messenger RNA of Rotaria sp. Silwood2, 753 nucleotides long. NCBI's taxonomy places the organism in Eukaryota, Metazoa, Rotifera, Eurotatoria, Philodinida, Philodinidae. The record is from the annotation of a GenBank genome assembly.